Messenger RNA from Symbiodinium necroappetens, 384 nucleotides. NCBI's taxonomy places the organism in Eukaryota, Dinophyceae, Suessiales, Symbiodiniaceae. The record is from the annotation of a GenBank genome assembly.
GACCCGAUGCCUGCUGUGCAAGAGCUGCGGGAGGACAUUUGUGAUGCCAUGCACAGCUGGACGGAUUCCCUCCCGCAAGCGCGAUUCAACGAAGUGACGCAGUCGUUGGCCUGGGAAAUGCGGGAAGAUCCUGCUUGGGUGGAGACCUAUGGGGAUCAUUUCAGUUGGCAUGUGUAUUGGUCUUGGGCCAAGAAGCCCGGGACAUAUGGAACUUUCGCCAACAUUUCCUCCUUUUGCCGCCUUCGCAGCAUCUCCGUAGACGUUUACGCCCAACGAGCAGAUCGGAAAAUCUGCAUUUGGCAAGAACGUGCGAGUGCGGAUGGCCCAGAAGCCGGCCCCAUUCCCAUUCGCUUGUUGUGGACCGGCAACCACUUUGAUUUGUUG